AUUUCCGAUCUCCAUCUUGCGGGGAGUGAUCGUGUUGUGCUAAUAUUUGAGUAUUUCACCCAAUUUACCCGAUAUGUCUAAGAUUGGUAUCAACGGUUUUGGCCGUAUUGGGCGUCUCGUACUCCGUGCGUCCAUCGAGAAGGGUGCCCAGGUUGUUGCCAUCAAUGACCCCUUCAUUGGGCUAGACUACAUGGUUUACCUAUUCAAAUAUGAUUCCACACACGGUCGCUUCAAGGGGACUGUUGAAGUUCAAGAUGGCAACCUUAUUGUUAAUGGAAAUAAAAUUGCUGUCUUCUCAGAAAGGGAUCCAAAAGCUAUCCCCUGGGGCAAGGCUGGAGCUGAAUAUGUUGUAGAGUCUACUGGUGUCUUUACUACCAUUGAAAAAGCCUCUGCUCACUUGGAGGGUGGUGCCAAAAAGGUUAUCAUUUCUGCUCCCAGUGCUGAUGCUCCCAUGUAUGUAGUUGGUGUUAACCUUGACUCUUAUGACCCCUCAGCCAAGGUCAUUUCUAAUGCUUCCUGCACCACCAACUGUCUUGCUCCCCUUGCAAAGGUCAUCCAUGAUAACUUUGAGAUAAUUGAGGGUCUCAUGACCACAGUACAUGCCACUACAGCAACCCAGAAGACUGUCGACGGCCCCUCUGGCAAAUUGUGGCGUGAUGGACGUGGCGCACAGCAAAAUAUCAUUCCUGCUUCAACUGGUGCUGCUAAAGCUGUAGGCAAAGUCAUUCCUGCUCUCAAUGGUAAACUUACUGGUAUGGCCUUCCGUGUCCCUGUUGCUAAUGUGUCUGUUGUCGACCUCACUGUCCGCCUAGGAAAGCCUGCCUCCUAUGACGCCAUCAAGCAGAAGGUCAAGGAAGCUGCUGAAGGUCCCAUGAAGGGCAUUCUCGGUUACACUGAAGAUCAAGUUGUGUCCACUGAUUUUAUUGGUGACACUCAUUCCUCAAUCUUUGAUGCUGCUGCUGGUAUCUCACUGAAUGACAACUUUGUUAAACUUAUCAGCUGGUAUGAUAAUGAGUAUGGAUACUCUAGCAGAGUCAUUGAUCUCAUUAAGUUCAUCCAGUCAAAGGAUUAAAUAUCAUUAUUAGUAGUGAUAAAAAUGCGUUUAUUCGAGAUUACUGAUGCUUAUGAUUUAAGUUUUAAUUAUAGCUGUUUUAAAAUCUAAAUUAUUUACUACUUUUGACAGUAGUGUAAUGUUUGUUGUUUAAAAAAUAUAUUGUUAUUAAAGAACAAUAACUGUAUGUGUAAGUGUAACAGCAAAAUAAAUUAAUAUU
Messenger RNA from Diatraea saccharalis (sugarcane borer), 1271 nucleotides. Lineage: Eukaryota; Metazoa; Arthropoda; Insecta; Lepidoptera; Crambidae. The record is from the annotation of a GenBank genome assembly.